This is a messenger RNA of Cloeon dipterum, 992 nucleotides long. RefSeq lists its product as uncharacterized. The transcript has 2 exons. Lineage: Eukaryota; Metazoa; Arthropoda; Insecta; Ephemeroptera; Baetidae. The coding region runs from base 75 to 887 and encodes 270 amino acids. The record is from RefSeq and is a predicted model, not a curated record.
AAUUAUCCAGGCAUUUUUGGGAAUGGCUCGCCAGUGCAGCUAUUCUAGCUUUCUUCCUUGUGCAGUCGUAUCACAUGAACGAAUAUCUGAGCACACUCAUGGUGUCCCCAAAAGUCGUGGAAGCACUGGUAUUUGUGGAUGGCUCCAUUUUCACCCUGUACCUUGCUGCCAUCCAUGAGAUUUGGAGGUACAAGUCUCCAUGGAGCAACAGCUGGUUUGACCGACCUGCGAACUUACUCGCGUUCUGCGCGUACAGCCUGUCCUACUCCCUCAAGUUGGCGCUGCUCUGUUCCAUGGACGAUGACGAAAUUCGAUUUGGCAACGGCAACUGCAGAAGUUUGGCGCUCAUCCUGUGCAUCAAUCCAAUGUUCUUCUUUAUUUACUUCUGUGUAUGCGGGAGCUCGAACACAAUGUCAUCGAAGUGGAACUCAAUGGAGUUCGUUCUCCGAUGCCUAAUAACGCCAUUAAUAGAAUCAAGCGAGUUCAUGAACAUGCUGCACUCCAGGAGGUUACACGCUGGGCCUUGGCCUGACGAGCUCUUGAUGGCCGUCAGGUGGAUCCCGCUGACCACCGGAACCCUGCUGCCGAUCGGAGGCGCCGUCGUUCUCUGUCUCACCGACAAGCAGUUUGAGAAACUGACCCAGAAGUUUGGAAGUGUGAAACUUCUCGCAGCUUUGGGACUCAUGACGAUUGUGUCCAUCCAUUUUGUCCUCAGAAUUUGCGUCUUGAUGUAUUGCCCAGAUCUGCGGGACUUGCCCGACAUCUCCAGCAUGCACUACUACAUACUUAUGGAUCCGGCGAUCCUGGUCUCAUGCCUAAUGUACAUAAAAGAGGAGGCAGUGAUCAAGCCAUACGAAGUUGCUGUGCGCCAGGAAGACUCUGUAUAGAAUGAAUUCUGGCCCGUUGGUGGAACUGAAAGCUAGCUGUGGCAGCAAGCAAGAGAAAUAGGUGUGAAUCUGGAUUCAGACAAAUCUGAGUUAAUUCAUUUUUUA